AUGGCCUGCGUUCAACUCAACCACAGUAUCCCUCACAGGAACAGUUUCCAUCCCGGUGAUUACAUCGUCGAUAAUCGUCGGCACGGGGUUCUCAAGUCCCUCCAGGGUAUUCACUUGGACAAAUCACACCUCGGGUGUUCCAACUGGCAACAUUACGGGUACUGGUGCAAUCACGGCGACGGGGUCAGCAACCGCCACCACUCUUUGGCCAAGUGUGAACACCACGUUGAGCUCUCAACAGAGCACGACUCCGUCUCCAAGCAAUGGGACAAUUUUGAAUACCUCAACGUCGAAUGCGACUCUCAGCACCACAUCGGGAGGGUUUUCUACAACCGACGCUCCUCCGUUUCCAACCGGCAACUCCUCUGUCGUUCCCUUCCCGACUGGGUUCAAUACAUCGAGCAUCUGGCUUUCCACAGUCAUGUCGACCCUUGUUAUACCCGUAGGAACAGGUUCUUCACCUAUCGCUACGAUCGCAGUUUCAACGGUACUUCCAGCACCAACUCUACCACUUCUCCGUCGCUGCCUCCAUUCCCGGUCACCAACUCUACUUCAUCUCCGUCUACCUUGGGCAGCAUCACGGGUACGAUCCCAGGCACAGGCGGCACACCGAUACCCACGUUGACUGGCGGGACUUCAGCUGGUAGUGGUACCGUCACAGGUCUUCCAACCCCGACCACAGAGCCACCGUUCCCAACUCGGAAUGGAACGUCGACGGCAGAACCUACAGGAACCGCACCUCCUGAAGGAUCUGGAACUAUCUUCUUCACAACUGAGCCCCCAGAGACAUCGAGCGGUCUCAACGCCACGGCAACGACGCCGCCAUUCCCUGCUGGCAAUAUCACCGUGAUCCCGGUAUCGACUGGCAACAGCCGACCGCCGCACCACGCAAACCCUUACAGUCUUGCGGUCUGCAACAUUGACGCCGCCGUUCCCAACUUCAAACGGCACCAUUGUGCCUACUGUCACAGGGACUGGUCCUCCACCUGGCACUGUAAUUCCGAGCGUUCCCUUCAGCCAGUUGCCGAACUCAACAUUCUCGUCGCUGCCAUCUUUGUCGUCGUCGUCUUCGCUAGUCUACCCUCCCACUGGGUCUUCGACUACCCCUGUCACUUCCACCAACUCGACAGGGCCGACGGGGUCUUCAACACCAUGCCAUACUGUCACCGUAACCAGUGGCACGGUGACCCAAGUUAUUACCAGAAGUGUUCUGGUCUCAUCCAUGCCAACCUGCACGUCCAAGUGGCAGAACACGACCUCUACAAAGCCCUCAACCGGUGCUACAAACACAACACCGCCACGACUCUCAUCACAUCAACAACCAAGGCUUCGGUCUCAGCCGAGGGAGACAGUACCACCAUGUUCGAGCCCGACGGCCCGGUGGUGCCGACUACCACAGUCAGCGACUUCACUCUGCCAUCUAACAAGGCCUACCCUUGGGGUGGCAACGGACCCCUCUUCCGGCGUCCUAACACAACUGCCACCGACAGUGAGGAGGUUCCAGUCCGCCAGCCUGGUGGGUGGUGGUUGCGGUGGAAGCGGCAUUUCGACCGAUCGCGAUCGAGCGCAAAGGACAGGGGGGCAGACGUGACUCACGAGACCUGA
Messenger RNA from Colletotrichum aenigma, 1605 nucleotides. RefSeq lists its product as uncharacterized. The record is from RefSeq and is a predicted model, not a curated record. Lineage: Eukaryota; Fungi; Ascomycota; Sordariomycetes; Glomerellales; Glomerellaceae. The coding region runs from base 1 to 1605 and encodes 534 amino acids. The transcript has 4 exons.